UGAUCGAUCAGUCUGCCGCACGUGCUGUAGCUGUGCGGAUUGUUUGAACUUAACCUUAAAAUUUUUAUCGCUGUAAAUUUUUUCGUUUUGGUAACAGAAUAUAUCACAGAUUUUUCCUUGCGAAAAAUAAUAUAAAAUUAAAGGAAAUUUUAACGGGAUACUUUUGAUAAUAUCUAACGUCGAUCGUGUAAAGCUAAUUUCUUAAAAUGGCGAAAAUCAAAAGAAAAACAUCUACGGAGGAGAGUCUGCAAUUCAUCCGACAAUCUUUAAAGUCGGAUGAAAUGGAUCACCUCGAAGGUACCCAUUUUGAUAGACUUUUACCACACGUGUUUGUAACACUCGGAGCUUCUGGAGAUUUAGCGAAGAAAAAGAUCUAUCCGACGCUUUGGUGGCUUUUCCGAGACAAUCUUUUACCAAAAACAACGACAUUUUUCGGUUAUGCCAGAAGCAACAUGACUGUUAAACAAUUGCGAGAAAAGUGUCAUCCCUAUAUGAAAGUUAAACCGGAUGAGGAAUAUAAAUACGAGGAAUUUUGGAAAUUGAAUUAUUACGUUAGUGGUUCCUACGAUUCGGAGGAACAUUUUAGAUUGUUGAACAACGAACUGCAAAAGCAAGAACAAGUCUCGAUGGCCAAUAGACUUUUUUAUUUGGCUUUGCCACCCACCGUUUUUGAAACGGUUACUGUGCACAUUAGGAAAGUUUGUAUGGGACAAAAAGGUUGGACAAGAAUUAUCAUAGAAAAACCAUUCGGCCGAGACGCGCUUUCAUCGAAACGUCUUUCUGAUCAUCUUUCAUCACUUUUCAACGAAGAACAGAUUUAUCGGAUAGAUCAUUAUCUUGGGAAAGAGAUGGUUCAAAAUCUAAUGACUUUGAGAUUUGGAAAUAGGAUAUUUAAUCCAAGUUGGAACAGGGAUAACAUAGCUUCCGUACAGAUAUCGUUUAAGGAACCAUUUGGUACUCAAGGAAGAGGUGGAUAUUUCGAUGAAUUUGGUAUAAUUAGGGAUGUAAUGCAAAAUCAUUUGCUGCAGAUACUCUCACUCGUUGCAAUGGAGAAACCUGCCUCGUGUCAUCCAAAUGAUAUUAGAGAUGAGAAGGUUAAAGUCUUAAGAUGUAUAAAACAAUUAGAAUUGAACAAUGUAGUUUUAGGACAAUACGUGGGAAAUCCAGAAUCGAACAACCCCGAGGCCCAAUCAGGAUAUUUAGAUGAUCCUACGGUACCAAAAGGUUCAAACACUCCAACUUAUGCAUUAGCGAUACUAAAGAUUAAUAAUGAACGAUGGGAUGGCGUACCCUUUAUUCUUCGAUGUGGGAAAGCUCUGAACGAGCGUAAGGCCGAAGUUAGAGUUCAAUAUCAAGAUGUACCCGGUGAUAUAUUCGAUGGUAAAACAAAAAGAAACGAAUUGGUUAUAAGAGUACAACCUGGCGAAGCAUUGUACGUUAAAAUGAUGUCAAAAUCACCUGGUAUUACGUUUGAUAUGGAAGAAACGGAAUUAGAUCUCACUUAUGGUAAUAGAUACAAGGAUUUGAAAUUACCUGACGCUUAUGAAAGAUUGAUUUUGGAUGUUUUUUGCGGAUCACAAAUGCAUUUUGUACGUAGCGACGAACUUUACGAAGCGUGGAGAAUUUUUACACCCUUGCUACAUCAAAUUGAAAAUGAGAAAAUACAACCGAUUCCUUAUAAAUAUGGCUCUCGCGGACCAAAAGAAGCCGAUGAUAAAGCAAAACAAAAUAAUUUUGCUUAUUACGGUUCCUACAAAUGGAUAUCUUCAUGAAAUAAUAAAGAAGAUUAAAUUUAUAUCAUUGUGAAACUGAUAAAAAUAUAAAAACCAAUUUAUUCUUAUACAAUCUGCGAUUGUGAGCUAUCAAGAUUUUGUACAAUAAUUAAGAUGGCAUUUCUGUAAUUUUGUACACAUUAUUUAUGAAAUUUUCUACAUUGAUGACAUAUAUAUACAUAUAUUUUGGUAUUACA
Messenger RNA from Vespa velutina, 1969 nucleotides. RefSeq names its product glucose-6-phosphate 1-dehydrogenase (gene Zw). The record is from RefSeq and is a predicted model, not a curated record. The coding region runs from base 207 to 1772 and encodes 521 amino acids. NCBI's taxonomy places the organism in Eukaryota, Metazoa, Arthropoda, Insecta, Hymenoptera, Vespidae. Gene Ontology annotation, molecular function: NADP binding; glucose-6-phosphate dehydrogenase activity. Gene Ontology annotation, biological process: glucose metabolic process; pentose-phosphate shunt, oxidative branch. Gene Ontology annotation, cellular component: cytosol. The transcript has 8 exons.